UACUAAACUGGUUCUGGAGCCGUUAAAGCCAACCCCCUCCCCCUCUUCUGAGAUCCAAACCCUGAAGCCAUGGAUGAUCAGGCCCAUGCCCUGAUCCCAAGAGUCAAGUUGGGCGCCCAGGGAUUGGAGGUGUCCAAGUUAGGGUUUGGCUGUAUGGGCCUCACAGGCGUGUACAACGCCCCUAUCAGUGAUGAAGCUGGUAUAUCCAUCAUCAAGCACGCGUUUAACAGUGGGAUCACCUUCUUUGACACCUCUGAUGUCUAUGGACCUCAUACAAACGAGAUCUUGCUUGGGAAGGCCUUGAAGCAAUUGCCCCGUGAAAAGAUCCAAGUAGCCACAAAAUUUGGGAUUGUGGAUAUUAACGCCACAGGUCUAGUGAUCAGUGGUAAGCCUGAGUACGCGCGGGCUUGCUGUGAGGAAAGCCUCAGGCGCCUCGGACUGGACUACGUUGAUCUUUACUAUCUGCAUCGAGUUGAUACGACCGUGCCGAUCGAAGAAACUAUGGGGGAACUCAGGAAGUUGGUGGAAGAGGGCAAGGUGAAGUACAUCGGGCUUUCAGAGGCUAACCCUGAUACUAUUAGACGGGCUCACGUGGUGCAUCCGAUCAGCGCAUUGCAAAUGGAAUGGUCUCUCUGGACUCGCGAGAUUGAGAAGGAGAUAGUCCCACUUUGCAGGGAACUUGGCAUUGGAAUAGUUCCAUACAGCCCUCUUGGACGUGGAUUUUUCGGUGGUAGAGGAGUUACAGAAAAGUUGCCUUCAAAUGCAUCUUUGAUCCACAUCCCAAGAUUUGUUGGAGAAAACCUUGAAAAGAAUAAAGUUCUGUAUGUGAGGUUGGAGAACCUCGCCAAAAAGCACCAGUGUACCACUGCUCAACUAGCUCUAGCUUGGGUUGUCCAUCAAGGAGAUGAUGUGGUUCCUAUCCCAGGGACAACCAAGUUGAGGAACUUGGAUGACAAUAUUGGGUCUUUGAAAGUAAAGCUCACAGAGGAUGACUUGAAAGAAAUAUCUGAUGCAGUCCGCGAAGAAGAGGUGGCAGGUUAUAGAAGUCACAGUGUUUUUGAGCCGUUCACCUGGAAGUACGCGAAAACCCCACCUAUACAUAGCAAUCUAGCGGCUUAGAAUUUUCUAUCAGAUAUAUUGCCUAUGAUAUUAUGUCAAAUUUUCUUCCGUCAUUAAAGGUUGAAUAGCACAACAUACAGUAGUAAGUUGUCAGUCGAUGAUAAGGUAUGCUUUGGUGUAACUUCUUCACGAAAUAUAUAAACUGUAAUGCUCGUUGUUCUA
This is a messenger RNA of Musa acuminata subsp. malaccensis (wild Malaysian banana), 1281 nucleotides long. Its product is annotated as perakine reductase. Gene Ontology annotation, cellular component: cytoplasm. Lineage: Eukaryota; Viridiplantae; Streptophyta; Magnoliopsida; Zingiberales; Musaceae. The record is from RefSeq and is a predicted model, not a curated record.